GAGGCAGCUUUGUUUGAGUAGAGGACAGGAGGAGGAAGAUAUGUGAAGGACGGAGACGAACUUUUGCAACAAUGAGGACAAAAUGGAAGCGACACGUUUGCAUCCUUUUACCCAACAAGCAGCACCUGGACUGUGCUGUCAGAGUGAGAGCCAGAGGUCGUGAGGUGCUGAACAGUGUGUUGAAGCAGCUUAGUGUCAGUGAUCUCCAAGUGUUUGGUCUGGCUGUUCUCAGAGACAAUGAAUAUCUCUUUGUUGAUUUGGACCAAAAGCUGAGCAAGUACUUUGGCAAAAGAUGGAACACAGGAUCUAUAAAGGUCCCAUUCAUCUUAUUUCUCAGAGUGCAGUUUUAUUUAGAAGCUGGACAGCUAAUAAUGAGCAGCAAAGAGCAGCAGCUUUACUACGGUGAGCUGAGGCAGAAGGUGCUGCGAUCUCAGAGCCGCCAUCAGGAAGCUUUGCUCUUCCAGCUGGCAGCUUCAGCGCUCCAAGCUGACAUCGGAGAUCUGGAACAGAAAGAUGUGGAAGGAGAAGAGAGAAAACAGAGGCAUUACUUCCUUCCUGAAGAUUACUUCCCCUCUUGGCUGAUAAAACGUAGAGGCAGAGACUUCCUGCUCCAAAACAGUCCGGUGUUGCAUGGUGAGCUAAGAGGAGUGUCACGCAGUCAAGCCAUCCUGCAGUUUAUAAGAGAAGCCAGCAGCCUGCAGGACGGAGCAGUAACCUUCUACAGGAUGAGGCAGGAGAAGAAAGAGCUGAGAAGUUCAAUCCUUCUUGGUGUGGCAGUGAAAGGACUCCACAUUUAUCAGGAAGUGGAAGGGAAGCAGUGCAUGCUGCAUGAUUUUUCCUGGAUCGACAUCGACCGCCUCACUUUCCAGGGCAGCAGGUUUGAAAUCGCUGCAGUGGGCUCUCUGUGCCUCCCUAAGCUGCUGUAUUACACUCAUUCAGCGUUCCACUCCAAACACAUCCUCAGGCACCUCACCGACAGCCACCGACUCCACAUCAGCACCAGAGAUGCAGUCAGCUACAUCCAGCAGCUGGAAGACAUGAAGGCCAGUCAGCUCUACAACGAGGCCUACAUCUGUGAUGCAGCAAGUUUAAAACAGAGACUUCACUGCAGCAACCUCGCUUCAUCCAUGUCUGACUGCAGUGUUGCAAUGGAAGCAGCUACCUGUAGCAGUUUCAGUGUUGCAGUAGAAGCAGAUACAGACUGGACCGAAGAAGAGGAAGAAGACUCUCUAUCAGAGGCUGAGCUGCGGUUGGACGAACCGGAGGAGGUUUUUGUUGACGACCCAGCAGAGGUGUCCUGGCUGGGUGAGCUGCUCCAUGGCAUCUCUGUGGAUGAACCUCCGGUGUUAAACUCCUCUGACUGGGCAGCUGUCACCAUGGAAAUGAAACAGGUUCUGUGGAGGAGAGCUGAUGAAGGGGCGUCUGUGGACUAAUUCACAGCCAGAGGCGACACGGAUUCAUUAGAUGUUCUGCAGCUCAGGAUGAGAAGACACCUGAUGUUUGCCAACCUAAUGCUUCAGUAGCAGUUAAGUUAGGAGUAACACACCUCAACUGAUUCUUUAUCUGACACAUAAUCACAAUUAUUUUCAGUGCAACAUUAAUUCACAAGUAAUAUCCAUUGGAGCUAAAAAAAAUUGAGGAAUAAAUAAAUUUAUUUUUGUCUUUAACUCGUUCCACUGACAAAAUCAGAUUUCAUAUGUAUAUACUCGAAGGCUAAUAUAUGUAUUGUGGGUUUGUUUUGGGUUUUAUUUACUGUUACUUCACUGUCAAAAGGGGUUCCAUGGUGUAAUGGUUAGCACUCUGGACUUUGACUCCAGUAAUCUGAGUUCAAAUCUCGGUGGAACCUGACUUUAGAGCACACACAAAGAAUGCAUCCAGCAUAUCUCAGUGAAAUGUGGGCUCUCACUGUAACACUGCAUAGUGAGUGCCUCUUUGCCAUAUAAUGGUGUGAUAGUGCCUUCAUGUAUGUGUCCUUAAAAAGCAGUGAUCUUGCCACUGGACGACCUUAUAAUCACUUAAUUUGAACUGUCUUCCUUUUGUAAUUAUUUGAAUGAACUGUUUUUAUGUGUACGUGUUUCAAAUAAAUGAAUAAAUGGACAACCAAAUGACGGCAAAUACAAAAUGGCAAGUGUGUCCAACCAUGUUAUACUGCUGUAAAUAUAACUACUCAUGGUGAUGAAAAAUCACUACACAGAUUGAGUUUUUUUGCAGCAGAAAGCAGCAGGCGUAGGGUUCCAUGGUGUAAUGGUUAACACUCUGGACUCUGAAUCCUGUGAUCUGAGUUCAAAUCUCGGUGGAACCUGACUUUAUAGCAGACAUAAAGAAUACAUGCAGUAAAAUAAUGUGCUCACCAAUACAAUACAAUAAUGUACUCUUCCAAAAGGAGCAAUAAUUUCAUGACCUGUUCCACAGCUUCUCAAUUUGAUCUUCCUUCUUGAGUUUUGGCACAAAUCUGAAAAUCUUGAUUUUUAGUGAACUGUUUUUAUGUGAACACAUUUCAAAUAAAUGGACAACCAAAUGACGGUGAACACAAAAUGGCAAGUGUGUGUCCGACCAUAUUAUUCUACUGUGCACAUAACUACUCAUGGUGGUGGAUUAUUAUUUUGCACCAAAUUCGUACAGGUAUGUGGUUCCAUGGUGUAAUGGUUAGCACUCUGGACUCUGAAUCCAGCAAUCCGAGUUCAAGUCUUGGUGGAACCUGUCUUUAGAAAGACAUAAAGGGUACAUGCACUAAAAUUGUGUACUCUCCAAUACACUAUGUUGUUAGUUUGCAUUCUGUUGUGUGAUAGUAUUGUCAUGUUCUCUUUCAAAAGAAAUUUCGGGAUCCCUUCUACAACUUCAGAAUUUGAUCUGCCCUCCUGAGCUUUGCCACAAAUCUUAAUUUCAGUGAACUGUUUUUAUGUGAACACAUUUCAAGUAAAUGGACAACGAAAUGACAGUGAACACAAAGUGGCAAGUGUGUGUCCUAUUAUAUGAUUCGUGAACAUGACAACUCAUGGUGUUGUAAUUUUUUUUUUUGCAGCAGCAGCAGCAGGAAAACCGUACAGGUAUGGGGUUCCAUGGUGUAAUGGUUAGCACUCUGGACUCUGAAUCCAGUAAUCCGAGUUCAGAUCUUGGUGGAACCUGACUUUAUAGCAGACACAAAGAAUACAUCCAGCAUAUUUCAGUAGAACUUGGGCUCUCAUUGUAACAUGACACAGUGAGUGCCUCUUUGCCAUAUAAUGGUGUGAUCGUGUCUUCAUGUAUGCUUCCUCAAAAAGCAGUAAUCUUGCCACUGGAUAACCUUAUAAUCAAUUGAAAUACGUGAAUAAAUGGACAACCAAAUGACAGUGAACACAAAAU
Messenger RNA from Acanthochromis polyacanthus (spiny chromis), 3342 nucleotides. RefSeq names its product FERM domain-containing protein 6-like. The record is from RefSeq and is a predicted model, not a curated record. Gene Ontology annotation, cellular component: cytoskeleton; cytoplasmic side of apical plasma membrane. The transcript has 14 exons. The coding region runs from base 72 to 1433 and encodes 453 amino acids. Gene Ontology annotation, biological process: positive regulation of hippo signaling. Lineage: Eukaryota; Metazoa; Chordata; Actinopteri; Pomacentridae.